Molecule: messenger RNA, 1190 nt
Organism: Neogale vison (American mink)
Lineage: Eukaryota; Metazoa; Chordata; Mammalia; Carnivora; Mustelidae
Gene: XKR9
Product: XK related 9
Exons: 3
Coding region: 1-1122 (373 amino acids)
Biological process (GO): apoptotic process involved in development; phosphatidylserine exposure on apoptotic cell surface; engulfment of apoptotic cell
Cellular component (GO): plasma membrane
Source: RefSeq, a predicted model, not a curated record
AUGAAAUACACUAAAUUGCACUUUAUGUUGUCAGUUCUUGGCAUUAUAAUCUAUAUAACUGAUUUAAUUGUGGACAUUUGGGUAUCUGUCAGGUUUUUCUAUGAAGGACGAAAUGUUUUUGGUAUUUUAACAGUAAGCUUUAUGCUCUUUGGAACACUUGUGGUGCAGUGUUUUAGUUACUCCUGGUUCAAGGCUGAUUUAAAGAAAGCAGGCCAAGAAAGUCAGCACUGUUUUCUUCUACUUCAUUGCUUGCAAGGAGGAGUUUUUACAAGGUAUUGGUUUGCCUUGAAAAAGGGUUAUCACGUGGCUUUCAAAAAUAUCAGCAAAACUGAUAACUUUAUAGAAGAACAAAUUGAUCCACACAAAGAAGUUAUAGAUAGAAUGACUGAUUUGAGCAUGCUCAGACUAUUUGAGACCUACCUGGAAGGCUGCCCACAAUUUGUUUUGCAGCUCUACAUCUUUCUGGAACAUGGUCAAGCAAAUUUCAGUCAGUAUGCAGCCAUUAUGGUCUCUUGCUGUGCUAUUUCUUGGUCAACUCUUGAUUAUCAAGUAGCUUUAAGAAAAUCCUUGUCUGAUAAAAAUCUUCUUAAAGGAUCCUGUCCCAAAUUCACUUACCUCUUUUACAAGUUAUUUACAUUAUUAUCUUGGAUGCUGAGUAUUGUACUUCUUUUAUUCUUAAAUGUUAAGAUUGCAUUAUUUCUAUUGUUAUUUCUGUGGUUUUUAGGGUUAUUGUGGGCAUUUAAAAAGCAAACUCAGUUUUGUGCUUCUGUAAGUAUGGAAUUUUUAUAUAGAGUUGUUGUUGGAUUCAUUCUUAUUUUUACUUUUUUUAAUAUUAAGGGACAGAAUACCAGAUGUCCAAUGUUUUGCUACUAUAUUGUAAGGGUACUGGCCACAGUGGGGAUAUUGGUUGUGUUCUGGGUUUCCCCAGUCUCUGUUUUUAAUUCAGACUAUUUUAUGCCUAUCAGUAUCACUAUAGUUCUUAGUCUUGUCCUUGGAAUUAUUUUUCUUAUUGUUUAUUACGGGACUUUGCACCCAAACAGAAAAGAAGAAACAAAACCUGAUGAAAUUGAUGGAAAAAUGGCUCAAGGAGAUUGUAGAAUGAAGUAUUUUAUAAUGGACUAGCUAUUAAUUUGUGAGAUAUGUUUUCUUACUUCUUUGUUUCAUUAGUUAAUAAAGAAAAUGUUAUUGUA